Messenger RNA from Limulus polyphemus (Atlantic horseshoe crab), 1686 nucleotides. RefSeq names its product HAUS augmin-like complex subunit 3. The record is from RefSeq and is a predicted model, not a curated record. The transcript has 7 exons. Bases 372 to 1436 code for a protein of 354 amino acids. Gene Ontology annotation, cellular component: mitotic spindle; centrosome; HAUS complex. Lineage: Eukaryota; Metazoa; Arthropoda; Merostomata; Xiphosura; Limulidae. Gene Ontology annotation, biological process: centrosome cycle; spindle assembly.
UCAGUGUCUCCAAGUAACUCAGCUGCCCCAUUCAUGACAGAUAAUUCUUGUUGCAUUCCUUAAAAAUCAACUUUUUGAAAUUUGUAAGCAAAAUAUCAUUAAUUCUGAUUUCCAUAUGCAGCAAGAUAUCAAAUGUAAUAGAGCAAUGAUCAUUUUAACCCAGAUGUUCCACAAUUCCUACCCCUCUCAACAAUAUCUCUAACAGAAGUUAACAAUAAAUCUAAAGUAGCAUUGUUUCUAGUAAGUGUGCUGUAUUUAGAGAAAAAUAUUUUUUGUAUGCAACAAACAUAGACUAAUAGUUUGUGUAACUAUUUAUUUGAUAAAUUGUGUAUAUAUACACAUAACUACAAAAGAAUUAGGGUAGUGUAUUUAUGUGUACAUCUAUAUGUAUGUUUGUUUUACUCAGUUUACAGGUUACGGAAGAAGCCAGGGUCAAAGCAUAUGCACAAGAAAGAUCCUUGGAUGCCAAAGUGAUUGUCUUACAAGACAAACUGAAGAAACUGAAUAUUGAAGAUUUUACAUCUGAUGCUGUACUUAUAAGAAAGCAUCAAGAACAGACAGAGAACAACCUACACUCUGUUCAGCACCAGGUUCUAGAGCUGCUGAAAUCAACUGUCCCAAAUGCUGUACAGCAGUACGUACAGAUGAACAGUGCUGUAGUGAUCACGGGGGACUAUCAGCUAAAACUCGCUCGACAAGAGUAUUUCUUUAAUAAGCAGAAUAUUGUAAUAGAACAUCUUCUGAAGCAGCGAGCAAGGCAAGAGUUCCUGCAGAUGGUCAUGGAAGUGGAAGCCCAAGCACACAGAGACCUCUAUAGUUUGCUACAGAAAUUACAAAAGGCAUUACAAGAAGAAUGGAGGGACUUUCAAGAAAGAAUGUGUAAAAUGAUGACUAUUCAGCAGCAAGAUCAAGAAAGGUCUGCACAUACAAUAGAUUCGACUGACACUGCAGGGAAAGCACUUUUGAACAUUCUAGAAGGAAGUGGUAGUGGUUGUGGUACUCUGUUUCCAACGUACACCAGACUUGCAGAGGCUGCUGAGAAGUUGGAAGAACAAAACAGAGCUCUGCAGGAAAAUAUUUUGACAAACCGUAUGGAGCAGAUGCAAUGCUUGGAUUCACUGGAGGGAGAGUUGAAGAAAUGGCUUAAUCUAACUUAUGGAAAUACCACAGUUGGCUCAAGCCAACCAAUCACAGGACCACGAGAAUUGGCGGAAGGUUUAACUAAGCUGGCUUCCAAGGUGGAAACAUUAGAAAAGAGAGUGUUAGAUGGAAUGAGAGAUUUUGAUCGUAGAAAAAAGCAACUGCAAGCCAAUCCCCUACAUAUCAAAGAGCGGGAACUCUUUGUUAGUUUCUUCCUUUCACCUAAACACCUGAAGACAGAAGUUGAAACUUUGCUAGCUCAAGCAGAAGGAGAAUUGUUGUUGAAACAAAAGUAAAUGGAAAUACCUUAAAUAACCAGUUUCUUGCUUAAGUAAUGCUUGUGCAUUAUAAUGCUGUGUAAACAUGCUUUUACUUUUUAUAAAAAGCUGAAAUAUUUACUUAACCACCUGUACAUUUUUAUAAUUAAAAUCUACAUCUUAAAAAAUUGAGCAUACAAGUGACUGUAUCACUAUAAAUCUUUUUUUUAUCCAGUUUCAAUAAGCUUUAAAAAUGUAACUGUGUUACUAAAUUUACAAAUAAUGGACU